CCGCGACUUGACUUCCGUCCGACCCGAGAUACCACCAUGGCUGAAUCAACCAUACCUGCUGAAAAUACCCAGGAUGGGCUCAAUCGCCAAUUCAGCUGGUACAAGUCUGACCUAGAGGAGAUUAAGGAGCCUGCGCGCACCAUACUCGUCGAAUACAGUAAGAUACCGGAAGAGAAGAUUAUUGAACAUGUCAAGGAUGUGAGAGAUCGCGCAUUUGCAGUGUUCCCAUACCCCUGCAUCGGAUCCUUCCGAUUCCUCGACAUCACCAUCUCCAACUCAUCUGCCUACCCGGAGAUCCUAUCCCGGUUGAAAGCCUCCGACACAUACCUUGAUUUGGGAUGUGCAAUGGGCCAAGAUAUCCGAUACCUCAUCUCCCAAGGCGUCCCCCAAUCCCAAAUCUACGGCUCGGACCUCCACUCCGAAUUCAUCUCGCUCGGAUACGACCUCUUCGCCGACCGCGACACCCUCACUUGCCCCUUGAUCAUCAGCGACAUCUUCGACGACAACAGCGAGCUUUUCCAACGUCUUGCAGGAAAGGUGGACAUUAUCAAUGCAGCCUCGUUCUUCCAUCUCUUCGAUUGGGAUGGCCAAGUAGCCACCGCGAAGCAAAUUAUCAAGUUGCUGAAACCUCAGCCCGGGUCUAUUGUGGUCGGUCGACAUGUGGGAGAUAUCCGGGCUGGAGAACGGUCAAAAGAGGAGACGGAGUUGAAGACUGCGCUUUAUCGACAUGAUUUGGAUUCGUGGAGGAGGAUGUGGAAGCAAGUGGAGAUGGAGACGGGGACGCAGUGGGAGGUGGAGGUUACGGCGGAGGAGUGGAAGGAUGUAAAGAACGUUGCGCAUAACGGGGAUACUGCGUUUAAGAUGCAGUUUGUUUUGAGGAGGGUUUGAACCUUUUUGUUUGGGUGUGUGUUCAUGUCAUGAUGGACGGCCUCAGGUGAAAAUUUAUACUUGGGGCGGGAGUUGAGUCGAGCUAGAAACAAGAAAACCUGCGGACAG
Messenger RNA from Aspergillus sclerotioniger CBS 115572, 996 nucleotides. Its product is annotated as class I SAM-dependent methyltransferase. The transcript is spliced from 4 exons. The record is from RefSeq and is a predicted model, not a curated record. Bases 37 to 888 code for a protein of 283 amino acids. NCBI's taxonomy places the organism in Eukaryota, Fungi, Ascomycota, Eurotiomycetes, Eurotiales, Aspergillaceae.